This is a messenger RNA of Daktulosphaira vitifoliae (grape phylloxera), 1138 nucleotides long. RefSeq names its product peroxiredoxin-2-like. The record is from RefSeq and is a predicted model, not a curated record. Lineage: Eukaryota; Metazoa; Arthropoda; Insecta; Hemiptera; Phylloxeridae. Gene Ontology annotation, molecular function: thioredoxin peroxidase activity. The transcript has 7 exons. Gene Ontology annotation, cellular component: mitochondrion; cytosol. The coding region runs from base 155 to 871 and encodes 238 amino acids. Gene Ontology annotation, biological process: hydrogen peroxide catabolic process; cellular response to stress; cell redox homeostasis.
AGUCAACAUUCACUUCAACAUUAUAUAUCUACGAUCUUGGUUUCCUAUUUCUUCAAUUACGUAACUUAAACAAUAUAUAAUAUUACUGUUAUUUUCAAUUAUAUGAAACACUUCUUAUUGACUUCUUUAACUUGUGUCGUAUUUAAACAUUAAAAUGUUCAAAAAAUUAGUUUCAUCUGUUGUGACACGUACUUUAUCACAAUACACCAUGAAAAAUAGUGCAAAAGUAAACCGGAUUGCUGCAAAUUCUUUAAUACGACCUUUUGGAACAUCUCAUAUUCACAAUGUUAAAGUUCAAGAUCCUGCUCCAUCAUUUAAAGGUAAAGCAAUUGUUAAUGGAGAAAUAAAAACUAUAAAAUUGGAUGAUUUUAGAGGAAAAUAUGUAGUGUUGUUUUUUUAUCCCUUAGAUUUCACAUUUGUAUGCCCUACAGAAUUAGUUUCUUUUAGUGAUAACAUUGAAGAAUUUACUAAAAUUGGAGCACAUGUUAUUGGAUGUUCAUGCGAUUCACAUUUUUCACAUUUAGCAUUUAUCAACACUCCUAGAAAGCAUGGUGGUUUGGGUGGUUUAAAGUAUCCAUUAUUGUCUGAUUUUAACAAAGAAAUUGCUAAGGCUUAUGAUGUUUUAGUGGAACCUGAUGGUGUAACACUUCGUGGUCUCUUUAUUAUAGACCCUACAGGAACUAUAAGACAGAUUACUAUUAAUGAUAUGCCCGUUGGGAGAAAUGUAGAUGAAGUCUUACGGCUUGUUCAGGCUUUUCAAUUUGUUGAUAAAAACGGAGAAGUUUGCCCAAUGAAUUGGAAACCUAACAGCCCAACAAUCAAACCGGAUCCCAACCAAGCUAAGGAAUAUUUUGAUAAAGUUAAUAAGUAAAAUCAGCUUCAAAAUGUUUAGAAUCUUAUCACAAAAAAAAUUAAAAUUUAUAUGAAUUUUAUAUAUUUUAUUAGAUUUAUAAGUAAAUUAAGCCAAAUAAAUUAUCAUUUUUUUUUUUUGUGAGAAAUUUUCUUUGUCGUACUUACUUAUUUCAUUGUAAAAACAAUACACCUUUACUUGAUAUUUCAUGUUUUGAAUAAUGAAAAAUUUCCUGUUGUAGUUUAUAGUAGUAAUCACAUAAUAAAUAAAGUCAAUUGUUAAAAUGAA